Suillus subalutaceus is the source of this 974-nucleotide messenger RNA. RefSeq lists its product as uncharacterized. The record is from RefSeq and is a predicted model, not a curated record. Lineage: Eukaryota; Fungi; Basidiomycota; Agaricomycetes; Boletales; Suillaceae. Bases 65 to 865 code for a protein of 266 amino acids. Gene Ontology annotation, molecular function: electron transfer activity. The transcript is spliced from 7 exons. Gene Ontology annotation, cellular component: cytosol.
CGACAGAUCAUCAACUUGAUUUCUUUGACUUUUCAGUUCAGUGAGCAUCGAGUACAGAUUGAGGAUGAGGCCUUCUGCUGUGCGGCUGCUCAACAUAUUAGUCCCUAUAAAGAGGGCGGUAGACUAUGCCGUGAAGAUUCGCGUGAAUCCUGAGCAGACAGGUAUCGACCUCAAUGUUAAACAUUCCAUGAAUCCCUUUGAUGAGAUUGCUGUGGAGGAAGCCGUUCGGAUACGAGAACGCCUAAAGGAUGCAGUGAAAUCUAUCAAGGUUGUUACCAUCGGCCCACCAAAGUCCGCGGAGACGCUCCGCACCGCACUCGCCAUGGAAUCUGCUCCGGCCCCAGAACCUCUUGGUGUCGCGAAGACUUUGAAGGCCCUUAUCGAACGACAGAAGGAGGGUGUGGACGUAGUAAUUUUGGGCAAGCAAGCUAUUGACGAUGACGCUGGACAAACCGGACAAAUGCUCGCUGGCCUCAUGGGGUGGUCACAGGCAACAUUUGCGAGCAAGGUUGAGGUAGACCCAGAACAGAAGGUUGCGAACAUCACUCGUGAGAUCGAUGGAGGUCUCGAGGAACUUAGGUGCAAGUUUCCUGUCAUCAUAACAACAGAUCUUCGGCAAGUCCAUUUGUUUAAUCUCGGCCUAUUCCAAGAACCCCGGUAUGCCUCGUUGCCCAAUAUCAUGAAAGCCAAGAAGAAACCUGUGGAGAAGUUGACGGCUGUCGAGCUUGGAGUUGACCUAACGCCUAGACUAGAGACCAUCAAAGUCACAGAACCUCCAAAGCGCGUUGGUGGUGGCAAGGUGGCAAACGUGGACGAGCUUCUCGCCAAACUCAAAGAGGCUGGUGUUACUGGAAAGCGUGCAUAGCAGCAGCCUUAGUGUCCCGCACUCGCCUAGCUGUAUACUAAGUACUGAGGAUAGCACACAGGGCACUAUGAUAUUUUCAAUGAUAAAUGAUCUUUUCUAUGUGCUGUAC